Colletotrichum higginsianum IMI 349063 is the source of this 1470-nucleotide messenger RNA. RefSeq lists its product as uncharacterized. The record is from RefSeq and is a predicted model, not a curated record. Lineage: Eukaryota; Fungi; Ascomycota; Sordariomycetes; Glomerellales; Glomerellaceae. The transcript is spliced from 3 exons. Bases 1 to 1470 code for a protein of 489 amino acids.
AUGGACGUUUUGUCCGCUCCCUCAAUAGCAUAUAUGCCAAGUGGCUGGGCCAGUCAUGAUACUCGGGACCGGCAUGCUCUCUUGUGCACAGUCUGGCCCCAGUAUCUGACACUGGAAGAGGCCAGCGAUAUCAUCGAGCAGUUCAACGGCCUAGGAUGGGUCCGAGACAAUCAACUACUGUGGAGCGGUGUAGAGUACGCAGAAGUUGAGAGGACGGCCAACGAACACAACAUGCAGACCUUGCGAGUCGCCAUGGGUCCGCUGAUGGACCCAGGUCACCCGAGGUGUCUCAAAUCGAAGAAAAAGGAAAAGGCAUGGAGCAAAUACAUCAAGGGCGCGUCUCUCAUAUUCGCGUGGCGCAUAUCCCAGGGCGAAGUCGCAACGAUCAUGACGCCUCCGCCGCCUGACUGCUUCCACCCGUCAGAGAUGACGAACCUGCAAGAUAUAGAGCUCCCAGUUCUCCGCGGCGAUCUCGGAAACCGCCCAGUCUCCAAGAUCUUCCUUUGGCACCCUACAGUCGAAGGGGCACAAUCCUUCAAGUACCAAAUUUGGCCCCAAGACCACACAUCUUCAUGGUACCAAACGUUCGACCCUCGGGCAAAGGACACAAAGACCUGGAGAGUAGUGAGCAAGCACCGAGUGUCGACGAAGUGGGCGGUAAACACAACCGUGCGCCGUCUCGUCACUCUGGAGACGUUCGGAAAGCUCAAACGACUGUCCUCAAACGUCAGAAUCUCUAUCAACGUUGCCGAUAAGAUGGUCCUUCUGCUCAAACUUUUCUACCACUCGGCGGUACUCCUCCUUAUAAUUGCCCGACUUGUGCUCCAAGUCGUUGUUGCUGAGGAGGCAGCUCCAGGCGAGACCGGAGAAGUCACAAGUGCAUCUUCUUCAAAAGUCAAACCAAACGAGGAAUCUCGGAUUACGUAUGCCUCUAAGAUCAAUCAACCUCCAUCACGUCUAACCACUGUCAAUAUUUCUGCGAUGACAGUCUCAGGAAGCUCUUCCACCGACAAGGUGGCAUCUUCAGAAGUUGACCAAGGCAACAGACUUCCGGUUCACAAAGUUUCCAGUGUCGAUCAACCUCCAUCAAGUCCAACCGCCGUUGCUACUUCCGCAGUGGCAAAUCCAGGAAGUUCAUUCCCCGAUACAAUGGCAUUUUCAGGAGCCAGCCACAAUAACAAGCCUCCGGCUCUCAAAGUUUCUAAUGCCGAUCAACGACCAUUGGUUCUAGCCACCAGCAGUUCCUUCGCGAUUUCGGACCCUGGAAGCUCGUCAGCGCCGGCUGAGGGCAGUAGUUCGUCACCAACGCUGGGCAAGAGAGCAGCGAAAGCGUUGAGAAAGCUACAGAGGGCUGAGGUCGAGGCGCAGGUGCCGAUUUCCAAUGCAAAUGGUAAAAAGACGAAGAAGAAGAGCCCACAGUAUCACAACAAGAUGGGCUGGCAGCGCCAAGGUCUAACAUUUAUCGAUUAG